This is a messenger RNA of Branchiostoma floridae (Florida lancelet), 1092 nucleotides long. RefSeq names its product E3 ubiquitin-protein ligase TRIM71-like. The transcript is spliced from 3 exons. Gene Ontology annotation, molecular function: protein binding; translation repressor activity; ubiquitin protein ligase activity. Bases 1 to 1092 code for a protein of 363 amino acids. Gene Ontology annotation, biological process: negative regulation of translation; proteasome-mediated ubiquitin-dependent protein catabolic process; protein polyubiquitination. NCBI's taxonomy places the organism in Eukaryota, Metazoa, Chordata, Leptocardii, Amphioxiformes, Branchiostomatidae. The record is from RefSeq and is a predicted model, not a curated record.
AUGCCAACGGUGUCAUCAGCCACCAUCAACCCACGAAAUGUCACGCUGCCACCAUCUGCUAACAGUUCGCAAAGUGCCACACUUACAUUAGCCUCCAACAGCUCACAGGGUGCCACACUUACAUCAACCAACAUCUCAUCAGGUGCCACAACACCAACAACCAUCAAUAUUCCACAUGGUUCCACUCUGCCAUCAACUACCAAAAGAUCACAACUGUCACCAAUAUUCAACACCUCACAAGGAACCCAUGGCAUCGACUCUCCAACAGAGAAGAUCACCUUUGGAGGAACAGGAUCAGACCCGGGAAGGUUCAAGGACAACCGCGGAGUGGCCGUGUCUGCCGACAAUGAGAUAUUCGUGACCGACAAGCGCAACAAACGAGUCCAAGUCUUCAACAUCAACGGGGAUUUUCUCCGACUCUUUCCAACAUCUCUGCUGCCUAAAGGUGACGAGGAGAUGCUACCUAGCGAUAUCUCCAUAGACGGAGAGGGGCAUCUGUGGGUGGUGGGACGAAAGGAAAGCUACUUUAACGCCCCUGUACAUGUAGUACAGUAUAACAGGAUCGGACUACCACUGACCACAUUCGAAGUUCCUGGCCCGACUUGGUCCAUAGGGGUUGCCAUUACGGUAGACUUGCACAAUGACAAAAUCCUCGUCAUCCUUUUGGAUGAAAUUCUGAUGUUCCAACCAAACGGCUCGUUCUGUCGGAGUAUUGGAAAGGGACUCCACCAAUACGAAUAUGCCACAUCAGACAACAGUGGAAGGAUCCUUGUGACGGAUUAUUCACACAGCAAAGUCCAGGUCUACAACCACACCGGACACUGGCUAUUCGGAUUUGGAGGAUUUGGACGCGGUGAUGGCCAGCUGAUUCGUCCCAGCGGCGUUUGUACGGACAGCUCGGGUCGCGUCAUCGUAGCAAACGAUGGAAACGGGCGGGUCGACAUGUUCACGAGCCGCGGGGAGUUUGUCCGCACCGUCGUGGAGAUGGACAAGUCGUGGGGCAUCGCUGUGGGCCCGGAUGGACAUUUGGUGGUCACUAACGUGUAUGAUAAUACUGUAACUAUCUUCCCAGCAACAAUGAUAUUUCCCUAA